AUUUAUACAACAAUGAAGUUUUUGAUUUGUACCCUGUUAUUGACAACGGCAAUCGUUUCUGGAGAGGAUGCUGCAAAGAAAUCCUCUAAAACAGAAAAGCGAGGCCUUUUAAGUUUGGGUUACGGAGGUGGAUCCGACUACUCAUCGUCAUACGGGGGUCAUGGAGGUGAUAGCGGUAUUUUAUUAAGCUCUGGAGGAGGACAUGGAGGUGGUUUCAGCAGUGGUGGAUCUAUAAGUAUUGGAUCAAGUGGUCAUGGAGGAUUAGGUGGUGGUUACGGAGGCGGCUAUGGAGGUGGAUUCGGAGGUGGUUUAGGAGGAGGAAUUGGAGGCGGUUUCGGUGGAGGUAUUGGAGGUGGUGGUGCAGUAAGCGUUGGCCAAGGAACAAUUCAAGCCAUUACCAUCACCCAACAAGUUCCAGUACAUAUUCCACAACCAUAUCCAGUGACAGUUGAACGCAAAGUACCUGUACCAGUAAAAGUUCCAGUUCCAGUUCAUGUUGAUCGUCCAUAUCCAGUCCAUGUACCAAAACCAUACCCAGUAACAGUUACAAAACCAGUACCAUAUCCAGUCGAAAAACCAGUACCAUAUCCAGUUAAAGUACCAGUCAAAGUAGCUGUUCCAGUACCACAACCCGUUUACAUUACCCGCACUGUACCAGUUGUAGUUUCAUCAGGAGGUAGUGGAUUUGGCGGUGGAUUCGGUGGUGGAUCCGGAGGUAGUGGAUUUGGAGGUGGAUAUGGAGGUGGUUAUGGGGGUGGUUACUCUAGUGGCGGUUACUCCAGUGGUGGUUACUCCAGCGGUGGACAUGGUGGAUAUUCCAGUGGAUCAAUCAGUUUAGGUGGUGGUCAUGGAUUCUCUAGUGGUGGAUCCGGAGGUUACUCCCUUGGAGGUGGACAUGGAGGUUUUUCAAGCGGUGGUUACUCCAGUGGUGGACAUGGCGGUAGUAGUUAUUCAACCAUCAGUCUUGGUGGUGGAUCGUACGGUGGCUCCUCCUAUGGUGGACAUCAUUAAAGUUCAUUGUUGUACAAAAGAAAAGAAGAAAUGUUUUUAAAUUGAUCAUCAUUUAUUCAUCAUCAUCGCCAUUAAAUUCAUCAUUAAUUUCAUUUUAAUUCAAAUUUAAUUCAUUUUUUGUAAAUAGUAUUAACAAUACCUGCAAUUUUAAUAACAUAACAGAGCAUCUCUCACAUUAUCGCGUUUAAUUCAUCUCAUAU
Molecule: messenger RNA, 1211 nt
Organism: Chrysoperla carnea
Lineage: Eukaryota; Metazoa; Arthropoda; Insecta; Neuroptera; Chrysopidae
Product: keratin, type I cytoskeletal 9-like
Exons: 2
Coding region: 13-1011 (332 amino acids)
Source: RefSeq, a predicted model, not a curated record